GCGCGCAGCAGGCGGCCAUGUUGGAGCAGCGGCGGCGGCGCAGAGGUGCGUCCCGGGUCCCCGCGGCGGCGCCGGUGCCAAGCACUGGUUUGUGGAUACCCAGGCAGAACUGCAGUGCCUAAUGCCAUGAGUGUGGUGGUGCAGCACGUGGAGGAGAAAGCUGUGCAUUCCUGGUCCCGUAUCUCCACCGCAGGGAAGAAAGCCCUGGAAGAGGCACUGCUUGUGUUUAACCCUAUGAGCCAGGAUCUCAGUGCUACAGAGGCGCAGCUUGUGGCCUUCCUGCAGGGCCUGCGAGAUGAUGGUUUCCAACCUACCAUUCUACGCAGCGGUGAUGUCUAUGGCUAUAGUUCAUGCACAGCCAAUCCCCCAAGUCAGACGAAGCUACAGGCCCGUGCCCCCAACUCAACUUCCACAUCACCUCCAGCCACUGCCCCCCGAACUGCUGUGCACCUGCCCACAGGCCGUGCCACCCUGCUCCCCAUGUCAUUGUCAGGCAGGCUGGCCAAAGGAUCUACACCAGCCCUCACCAAGCAUACUACUACCAACCUGCUGCUGAGCUCCCUGAAGCAAUCAAGUGCCAGCCGAACCAGGGGUGCAACAAUGGGGUUUCCCACCCACCUAUAUCCAGGUGUCUACCCUGCCAUGCGACUUUCUGUUGUUCUUGAGGCCCUGGUUCCACUCAAGAAUUCCAUGCCCUGCUUGAAUGCUAAGCACAAGCCACAGUCGCUGCAGCUCUCACUUGCAAACUCUCCUUUGAAAGUACGGAAAGGUUCAGGAAAGAGCCCAGAGAACCCCUCGUCCAAAGCUCCUAAAAAAACCACAAGCAAGGGCCCUACGUGUCUGACUCACAAAGGUUCUAGGCCUGGGCCCCAGCAAGGCACUGGGCUCCAGAGAAAGUCCUAUAAAGCUAUUGGCUCCUUCCAUGGUCUGCAAAUGAAAGAGGGCUCCACUCCGGGCACCAAAACAGCCCAGGUCAAAGCAACUCGAACACUGGCCAAAGCUGUCCAUGGCAAUGUGGCUCGAAUGCAGGCUAAGGCCAAGGCAGCACGGGCCAAGGCUAAGGCCAAGGCAGCACGGGACAAGGCUAAGGACAAGGCAGCACGGGACAAGGCUAAGGCAGCACGGGCUAAGGCCAAGGCAGCACAGGACCAGGUGGCUCAGACCCAGCCCAAGAGCAGAGGCAGGCCAAAGGGAUCUGUUCAGCCUAGAAUUUCAAGAAAGGUCCAGCAAAGUCACUGUAUAACUCUGGGGCAGAAGAGGAAAAGGGCUGAGGAGGCAAAGGACCUCCCUCCAAAGAAGAAAAAAUGGCUUGGGUCCCAAUUUCCUAAGUCCUGCCUGGAGUCAGGAACAGCAAAGCUGGUAAAGUUCCGUGCCAUAAAAGUGAGCAAGCAGUCCUCAGAUGAUGAGGUUCUGCAGCAAGCCCAACGGAUCCUCCGUGUGAACCUGUCGCCUGUAAUACGACUCCAGCCAUUAAUGCCAUAUUUGAUGUCCUGAUUCCUUCAUACAGCAGUGUUUGGAAAAGUAGCCCAGUUGUUUGCACGGCCAGUGGCACAGUGUGCCAUGCCUGUGGACUCUGCAACCUUGAACAACUCUGGGUACCUCUCCAGGGCACUGGCGGCACCAGCCUUCUUUAAAAAAUUGAAGGAUUUGGGGUGGGGUGGUGGUGGGAGGGGUGUUCUCUUGGCGCAAUGCACUGUGACUUGUUCUUGAAGCUGUAUGUCCUCUGUUCCAUCUAUCACGUUUUAUACCUUUCCACCUUCCAGUCUCCCUGCCCACCCUCCAUGGUCUUUUUGUAUGUGUGUGGCUGCUGGCAGGCUAGCUUGAGCAUAUAGGGAAAGUGUCUCAGGAGCAUCAUUUUGAGUGAUGGGGUGGGAUUGUGGGUGUGGGUAGCUUCCAGGCUCCUAUGGAAAGGUGAGGGGACACUCAGAUGGUAGCUUCUAUAGUGGUAUAAGAUGUAUGUCGAGGGCACGGACAGUACCAAUUUCUUGAGGCUGCCAUGAUUUCUAUCCAAUCAGGCCCUAGAUGGGAUGACUGGGCAGCAGUGGGGUACUUUCCAGCUAAGUUUCCAGGCCAGGGAAGGGAACCUUGGUGGUAUGGUUCCCUGGAGGCCAAACAGGCAGCCUUGUCUCUGGACCAGCUCUUUCUAAAACCUUGGCGCUUUUAGCCAGGUAUAGUGGCACAAGCCUGUAAUCGUAGCACUUGGGAGGCUGAGGCGAAGGAUUGCCAAGAGU
This is a messenger RNA of Octodon degus (degu), 2231 nucleotides long. It is a transcript of the gene Ccdc71, whose product is annotated as coiled-coil domain containing 71. The record is from RefSeq and is a predicted model, not a curated record. The coding region runs from base 127 to 1494 and encodes 455 amino acids. Lineage: Eukaryota; Metazoa; Chordata; Mammalia; Rodentia; Octodontidae. The transcript is spliced from 2 exons.